GUGGUCGCUGACGGAAUGCUAUUGGAGCCAUUGUUUCUGGUCUUAGCUCUGACCACAGUGUACUACAGCCAUAGAUGCAAUACGGCGAGCAUUUCAUCUUUAUCCCCGGGAAAUAAUGGUUUCAUUGGGAAAUCAUUAAGUAGAAAACUGAACAAGAAUAGAAAAUAUGAAAAUAAGAACAUAAUUUGCUACACUCCCGGUUGUGAGAAAGCCGCUGCUUCUGUGAUCAACAAUAUGGAUAUAUCAAUAGAUCCUUGUGAUGAUUUUUAUCAGUUCGCAUGUGGAAAAUUUAUAAAAUAUGCGAUUAUCGACGACGACAAACCGUUUCAGACGACAUUCAGCAUCGCUGGCGAUAAGCUGUUGAACAACCUGCGAAUAAUCAUUACCAAACCCAUCAAACCAGAUGAACAGAAACCGAUUAAAAUGGCGAAACUACUGUUUAAAUCGUGCAUGGACAAAGAAAAAAUCGAAAUGGAUGGAUUGGUACCGUUUAAGAAAAUGUUGAAAAACCUCGGUGGAUGGCCAGUGUUGGAAGGCGAUAAAUGGAAAUAUGCUGAAUGUACGUGGAAGGACAUCGUCUAUAAGAUUAGAGAGGUGGGUUACAGCGUGGAUUACUUAAUUCGAUUUUCAAUCGGCAUAGAUUCAAAAAACUCCACGAUGAGAGCAAUUGAACUGGACGAAGCAUCCUUGUCACUCAAGGGCAUCGAUGAAAAAAUCGUGUUCAGAUACUACAGGUACAUGGUGGACAUCGCAGUGCUGUUUGGUGCUGACCCGCACAGGGCCGUUAAGGAACUGGUACAGUCGUUGGAAUUCGAAAUACGAUUGGCCAAUAUAUUGAUGACAGCGGAAGAGCGUCGGGACACCGCCAAACUGUACAACCCAAUGAAACUUGCCGGUUUACAACAGAACUUCCCAACCAUACCGUGGAAAGAGUACAUGGACAAACUAUUGUUCCCGCAGACCAUACAGCGGGACGACAUAAUAAUUUUAAGCUCACCAAAAUACUUUUCACAACUUGAAGUCCUGCUCUACACUACGCCCAAAAGAAUCAUAGCAAAUUACUUAAUUUGGAGAUUGGUCACGCAGUGCGUUGGUUUUUUGACUGAAGAAUUAAGAAAAAGAGAGUUGGAGUUUCACUCUGAGCAAAGCGGCAAGACUGAACGAGAGCCCAGAUGGAAGGAAUGUGUGGGUAUCAGUUCUGAAAGAUUUUCAUUGGCCAUUGGGUCGUUGUACGUUAGACAUUUUUUCGACGAAAAAGCCAAAAAGGAAGCUUUAGAAAUGGUGAACGGUAUCCGGGAGGAAAUGUUCAAAAUAUUGUCAACAAACGAUUGGAUGGAUGACAAAACAAGGAAACACGCGAUAGACAAGGCGAAUUCGAUGACCAGUCACAUUGCAUAUCCCGACGAAUUAUUGGAUGACAACAAGUUAAAUGCGUUUUAUGAAAAUAUACCCGCCGGUAUCUUACAAGGUGUGUUCUUCUCCAGCGAUCGUCCUCGGUACAUGAAUUACGGCGCCAUUGGUUUUGUAAUUGGUCACGAGAUCACCCAUGGUUUUGACGACCAAGGCAGAAAGUACGACAAGAAAGGUAACCUGGUCGACUGGUGGGCAAACAAGACGAAGAAACGCUUCUUGGAGAAGGUGUCGUGCAUCAUCAAACAGUAUGGAAAUUACACGRUUGAAGAGAUCGGUCUCAAGUUGAACGGCAUCAACACACAGGGAGAGAACAUCGCGGACAACGGUGGCUUGAAGCAAGCGUACAACGCGUAUAAAGUGUGGACCAGACGACAUGGCGAAGAACCACGGCUGCCCGGCCCACUCCAGAACUACACGCCGCAGCAGAUGUUCUGGGUGAGCGCCGCCAACGUGUGGUGUUCGAAAUACCGUCCGGAAGCACUCAAGACUGAAAUCAACACUAACUCUCACUCGCCCGACCGUUUCCGGGUCAUCGGGCCGUUCUCCAACUUGGAAGACUUCAGUAACGACUUCCGGUGUCCGCUGGGCUCCAACAUGAACCCGGUCAACAAGUGUCAGGUUUGGUGAU
Diuraphis noxia (Russian wheat aphid) is the source of this 2041-nucleotide messenger RNA. RefSeq names its product neprilysin-2-like. The record is from RefSeq and is a predicted model, not a curated record. NCBI's taxonomy places the organism in Eukaryota, Metazoa, Arthropoda, Insecta, Hemiptera, Aphididae.